AUGAAUGACAUCAAAAAGCUUUUCUCCUUAAAUAAAUACUUCAAUAUCAAGACUUUCAAUGACAAAACAAUAUUAGUAUUAAACAAACCUAGUAAAAUAUUGUCGGAAAAUAUUUAUCUUAGCUGGUUAACGUCCAUCAAUUCGAAAACAAAUCAAACAUUCCCAGUAUAUAUUGGCAAAGAUGCUUCACAAAAAAAUAAAGAAAAACAUAUGGGAUACAUAGAACCAAUAAUCCCAAAAUUAGAUGAGAUUACCCUUCAAAAUGAUGGCGCUGAGUACAAACUAUUAGAGAAUGUUAAAUGUAAAUUCAACAUCAUCUUUCCCCAUGAAGAUCUGAUGCAGUAUUUCAUACAAUGGCAAAGAUAUAGGAAGUAUUGGUGGAGUUCAAUUACAACCACACCAAGCUUGUUUACAAUCAGCGAUAUGAAAAACGGAGAUGAGAGAUCAGAUGUUAACAUCACUGCAAAUUUUAAUUGGGGGUCACAUGUUGUAGAAACUAUACAUGUACAGAAUAAUGUAGAAGUAACAAAUAAUUCCAAUAGAUCAUGUCUUCUCGUAUGUGCAAUGGGAUUGGAAAUGGCAUUGAUAACAUUAUUGAUGGAUGGUCUCACAAACGCAACGUAUUAUUUGAAACUGCACAACAGUAUGGCACCGUACAAAAUAUCUUUUGCAUUGGACAAUCAAGAUCCAAAAAAUACUCCUACAUUGAAAGACCUAUCCAACCUCCUUCAUAACAAACUAAGUUCAAGGGACAUAUCGGCAUGGCUACCAGAUUUCACUCUAUCAUUGCAAAGUCAGGUAAGGGAGAAUUUGGAAAUGGGCGUAACGUACACAGCCAUCUUAAACGACAACACUUUAGUUGAUGGAAUAUUCCACUUGUUGAACAGCAGCACCAUGUUGAGGGAGCAAGUACAUAUUUAUGAUUUUGAUUCAUACGCAGCUCUAUUAUGUGGGAAACAAACAAAGACGAAAUAGACGGUUAUAAUUGAGCAACAAUAUUUUUUGUUUUGUCAAAAUAUUUAAGGUAGAAUUAUAUGUUUGCAUUGUUGAUGUUAUUUAAUUAUAGUUAGAAAAUAAAUAUGAAGAAAUAAAAAUA
Danaus plexippus (monarch butterfly) is the source of this 1096-nucleotide messenger RNA. RefSeq names its product DNA polymerase subunit gamma-2, mitochondrial-like (gene DNApol-gamma35). The record is from RefSeq and is a predicted model, not a curated record. NCBI's taxonomy places the organism in Eukaryota, Metazoa, Arthropoda, Insecta, Lepidoptera, Nymphalidae. The coding region runs from base 1 to 975 and encodes 324 amino acids. The transcript is spliced from 6 exons.